Molecule: messenger RNA, 2833 nt
Organism: Maniola jurtina (meadow brown)
Lineage: Eukaryota; Metazoa; Arthropoda; Insecta; Lepidoptera; Nymphalidae
Product: zinc finger protein 782-like
Exons: 17
Coding region: 196-2523 (775 amino acids)
Biological process (GO): regulation of transcription by RNA polymerase II
Cellular component (GO): nucleus
Molecular function (GO): RNA polymerase II cis-regulatory region sequence-specific DNA binding; DNA-binding transcription factor activity; zinc ion binding
Source: RefSeq, a predicted model, not a curated record
UUACCUUUUACUAUUUUAUUAUAACCACAAUGAUUAUAACAAAAAAUAAUUACACAAACUAAAAAUAAAAUGCAACAAUUGAUUUAUGUAUAAUUUAUGUGCGCAAAUAAGCCUUUUAGAGUCAAAAAUUUUCAUUUGUAUUAACUAUAGCUAUUGCGGUUAAUGUAAUAAACAGUACCUAAUGAUUUUUUAUUUAUGAAAACUUCGCUUAUAAAAAUGAGGUGUUGUGUACGAAAUUGUGGAAAUGAUACAAAAAAAACAACAAAGUGCCAUGGAAUCACGUUUCACAUGUUUCCAAAAGAAACAAAUCUCAGGAAUUCCUGGAUUGAAGCAUUGGGUAUUACAGAGUGGGAACCAAGAGAUAGGAGCACAGUAUGUUCAGAACAUUUCCGACAAGAUGCCUUCUAUGAGACCAGACGAGGGUUGAGAAGGAUUAAAAGUGGUUCUGUACCUAUCCCCAUACUUGAAUCGGAUGAUUUGGACGCACCAGCUGCUUUAAGGGUGUGUCGAGUAUGUCUGUCAAUGAACGUGAAAAUGUAUCAUAUCACUGAAAAAAACCUUGGUGUUAUGUAUGAACAAAUUGUUGGUAUGUCUAUACCGUCAAGUGAUAGGCUACCACAAAAGCUAUGUUGGGAGUGUGUGGCCAGACUGACUUCGGCAAGCAAUUUUCAAAAUAAGGCAUUGAGAUGUCAAAAUAUACUGGAUAAAUUAAAUGUUGAUAGAUAUGUUACAAUAAGAGAUAUAAAAUCCAUAAGUCGGGCUCACAACCAACUGAAAUCAAGUUUAGGACAAAAAGUAUACGAAACCAACGAAUAUGACGUCGUUUAUAACGAGAACGACAACGAAGUCGUUAAAGUGGAGGAGGUUAACGAGUUUAAUGGAGUUAACGAAUUUAACGAGAGUAACGAUAACGCGAAUAACGUUACCGGUGAUUUCGAUAACGACAACGAUAACGAAAGUAACAGUGAUUACAAAUGCGAGGUAGAAAUAAAAGAUGAACAAACCAACAAUCAAAUAUAUUUCGAAGAGUAUCCCGUUUUUGAUGAAAGUGAUAAUAUAAGUUUGAGCGAAAUGUAUAAGAAAAGUAAAGUUAAGAAGAAAAAAGAGAGAGUUAAGAAGGUUAGAGAAGGAACGCCAAAGAUCAAGAUUAAAAGGAAAAAGGAAGACAGUGAUAACCCUUCAAGUACUAUGGAUAAAUACAAAAAAUCCGAUGUCAAACGACGGAAAACCACCGACACUCUGGACGAAUCCCUAUUCACCAUCACAACACUUACCUAUGAAGAACAGAUAGAAGAGAUACAGACCCGGCAAAAUGCGACGUCUUACAAAAUUGCGCCUUUUAAAUGCAACGCGUGUUACCGCGGCUUCCACGUCAGAGACCGAUACGAUGCGCACAUUAUACGACACAGCGAUCAAAGCGGCGCCUACGAAUGCUUCAUAUGCAAGACUCGACUGAAAACUGGUCGCGCUCUAAGAAAGCACCUCACCGCGCAGCAUACGGAGAAGUUUAGCUGUAAAGGGUGUCCCUUUAGCACUAGGAACAGAGGUGUAGCGAGAGAGCACGAAAAAUGGCACGCUGGCACGAAAUAUCAGUGUCCGCAUUGUCCCAGCGAAUUUGACAAGCUAACAACAUAUAUGGGUCACAUCAGAAUCAAACAUGUAUCAGAUUUCGUGUGUGAGCUGUGUGGAUAUACGUUCGUGAGCAAGAAAGGGAUAGAUGUACAUAAGAAGAAGAAACACCGACUUGCCGACAAAAACGUAAGUUUAGAUGGGCCGUACUGCGAGGUGUGCGAAGUAAAGUUCGUAUCGGAAGAAGCCCAUUCCAGGCAUCUGAAGCUAUCCUCUAGGCACAGUAGUGAUAACGAUCCUAAUCGCAUACGAAACGACUCGCAAAGUAUGAACACGGAGAAAAAUGGACGAGUUAUGAGAAAAAUAGAGAGACGGCCCACCAUACAUCCUCGAACCGGCAUCGUUGGGAACGAAGGGUCUCCUGUAACUUGCGAACAGUGCGGGCUUCAACUGAGGGAUCUCCGUUUGUAUGCGCAGCACUUCCGGCGCGCGCACCCGGACAAGAAUCGAACCAAGUACCCCGCCAUGAAGACACCUUGUAUGUGUGAGCAGUGCGGACGGAUAUUCCAGAGCAUGGCCCUCCUCAAAGACCACAUGUGGGUGCACACGGGCGAGAAGCGGUUCAAGUGCGACCGCUGCGACAAAAGCUUCACGCAGAAGACCAACCUCGUCUUCCACCUGCGAGUCCACAGCGCCACCAGGCCCACUUAUGAAUGCCCACUGUGUGGGAAGCACUUCGCCUUCUUCAACAACAGGAGACGACACAUGUUUAUCCACACGGGCCUGAAGCCGUUCAAAUGUGACACUUGCGGCAAAUGCUUCACGACCUCGGGCGAGCAGCGCGCGCACGUCGAACACGUGCACCUCAAGAAGCCGUGGCCCAAACGCGCGCGCGCCAAGCACUGCGAGGAGGACGCCUGGCAGAAGUGUGGCCUCAGACACGUGGAGGACUGAGAUACUUUGGGUGAAAACACCGUGGAAUUCAAUUGCUAAAGCUAAAAAGUCACAAUAAUAUAUUUAUCAUAACUAGUUAUUAGUAUUAUAUUUUAAUGGACGAUGACCGGCGCAUUGUAAAGGCAUGCCUUCACAAGAAACUGCCGCGAUCAAAAGCUUCCUAUAGACCUGGUUUUUAUAAACAAAUUAAUACUUCGUUGUUCAUUAAAAACAGCCGAUUUUUGUACUUAUAUUGAAGAAUAUAAAAAAAAAAACUAUUUUUCUUAACAUAAAACUUACGGAUCAACUCAUCAGUGUAAAUUAACUAGGA